Molecule: messenger RNA, 1610 nt
Organism: Truncatella angustata
Lineage: Eukaryota; Fungi; Ascomycota; Sordariomycetes; Amphisphaeriales; Sporocadaceae
Product: S-adenosyl-L-methionine-dependent methyltransferase
Exons: 3
Coding region: 322-1218 (298 amino acids)
Biological process (GO): peptidyl-arginine methylation
Cellular component (GO): nucleus
Molecular function (GO): protein-arginine N-methyltransferase activity
Source: RefSeq, a predicted model, not a curated record
UCCGAGCAGCACUACUUCAACAGGUAAGUUACACAUGCACAAAAAGCUCCGUUUGUAAUGCAAACGGAACUUGGAGAACAUCGUACCUUUCAGGCUUAUUGCUAACGUCAAUCCUCUCGCAGUUACAACCACCAUGGUAUGCUUGAAUUGCUACUGAUCUUGAUCUGAUGGAGGGGUCUUAAGACUAUUUACUAACGUGGGGCCCGGUUCUCAGGUAUCCAUGAGGAGAUGUUGGUAAGUAGCAGGAUUCUUCUGCACCAGAGCCCAACCCGCUAACCUGGCUGCUUCUCAUAGAAAGAUGAGGUUCGCACGCGAUCCUACAUGAAUGCCAUCGUCCAGAACAAGCACCUCUUCAAAGACAAGGUUGUUCUUGACGUCGGCUGCGGAACUGGUAUUUUGUCCAUGUUCGCGGCCAAGUCUGGUGCCAAGCAUGUCAUCGGUGUUGAUAUGUCAACUAUCAUUUUCAAGGCCAAGGAGAUUGUUGCCAAGAAUGGCUUGUCUGAUAAGAUCACUCUGCUCCAGGGCAAGAUGGAGGAGGUCGAGCUACCCUUCCCCAAGGUCGACAUCAUCAUCUCAGAGUGGAUGGGAUACUUCCUGUUGUACGAGUCCAUGCUCGACACCGUCCUCUAUGCUCGUGACAGGUACUUGAACAAGGAAGGUGGCCUGAUCUUCCCUGACAAGGCUACUAUCUUUGCUUGUGGUAUCGAGGAUGGCGAUUACAAAGACGAGAAGAUCGGAUUCUGGGACAACGUCUACGGCUUCGAUUACACACCCCUCAAGGAAACUGCUCUUGCUGAACCCCUUGUCGAUACAGUGGAGGUGAAGGCCGCAGUCACUGACCCCGUACCUAUCCUGACACUGGACCUGUACACCUGCACAGUGGAUGACCUUGCCUUCAACGUUAACUUCAAGCUGCCCUGCCGCCGCGAGGACUUUGUUCAUGCUCUCGUUGCAUGGUUUGAUAUUGACUUUACCGCCUGCCACAAGCCUGUCCGCUUCUCGACUGGCCCGCAUACUAAGUACACGCAUUGGAAGCAGACAGUCUUCUACCUGAAGGAUGUUCUGACAGUGACGACUGGUGAAGAGGUCGAGUGUGAGCUUGAUGUCAGGCCCAACGAUAAGAACCGCCGUGACCUGGACAUCAAGAUCAAGUACCGCCUUGGAACGGAAGAUCCUACUAGACAGGUUCAGGGACAAGCCGAGUAUAAGAUGUGCUAAAAAAGAAGAAGAAGCUCUCAUCUUGGUACCAAGUGCCGGAUGAUGUAAAUAUUUCAGGUUCGGUUUAGCGAAGCGCUGGAAUCGCACAAUGCGUGCGAAUGAGGCAGUGUGAAAGCCGCAAUUACCAUCGGAGAUCGAACAGCGGCCUGAAGGUGGCCUGCUCGAGACGCGUUUGGAGACGAACGGGAAAAACUCUGGGUUCCGGGUGGCGGAUUGCAGAUACCGCAUUGCACAGUCACUCGUGUAGCCCCCAAAGUGGUCGUGGAGACAAAUAUGAACUUUGAUGAAGAACAUGAGAGACUGUAUUCCUAGAGUUCAUGGAUAUAUUUAGUCUAGAUGGUAGCGUCCAAGUGACAGUCAAUAAUGACAUGCAGUACGUUUGAUGAGCACAA